Messenger RNA from Anopheles stephensi (Asian malaria mosquito), 4328 nucleotides. Its product is annotated as 6-phosphofructo-2-kinase/fructose-2,6-bisphosphatase-like. The record is from RefSeq and is a predicted model, not a curated record. Gene Ontology annotation, biological process: fructose 2,6-bisphosphate metabolic process; fructose metabolic process. Gene Ontology annotation, cellular component: cytosol. Gene Ontology annotation, molecular function: ATP binding; 6-phosphofructo-2-kinase activity; fructose-2,6-bisphosphate 2-phosphatase activity. Lineage: Eukaryota; Metazoa; Arthropoda; Insecta; Diptera; Culicidae. The transcript is spliced from 9 exons. The coding region runs from base 1839 to 3308 and encodes 489 amino acids.
CAUUCGAUUUGUGCGCUCGGUACGAGGUGGUCAAGACUUAUUUUUAAAUCUAUCCUUUCCACGGCCCUCAAACCGGACCAGCAUCACAUCAUUUGUCAUUCGGUUCAGCAACAGUGUGUGGCUGGCUUGUCUCAGUUUCGGCAGAUCAUCUUCUGAUUUGUGCAAAUAAAAAACAAAGUACUAAGCUGGCGUUAACACUGCGACGAAAUCCUGGCUCGGAAGCAGCUCAGCAAUUGUCAUUCCACCGUACCCAUUGCGGGCACGAUUGCUUCGAUCUGAGAAAGCUGAUCGAACACACCUCCUCCGAUCAUUUCACCGAAGACCCGGCAACACAAAGGUUUGCAUCUGAAGGGAGUGUGUGCUUGUGUGGGUAAAGUGAAGCGAAGCUCGCGAAUGUGUCGAGAGGUGUACGGGGUUAAGGUCAGUGUCUUAAUAUAACCGGUAAUCUCUGUUGUUUUCGGAAACAAAACGGUACAGUGCAAACGAAACACACAUGCACACCUAAUCAUACUUUAGUUCCGUGUCGAUUGUUUGGCCGAGUGUGUGAUUCGUUUCGAUCACAGCGAAUUUCGAAUUAAAAUAUUCCGUGUCGAGAGUGGAAAUCCCCCCGGGAACGAGUGUUAUCAGCAUUAUUUUCUGUCCAAUAGGCGCCACCAUUCGAUUCGGUGUCAAAGCACAUCGAAUGCCGUGUGUUUCGUCGAUCGUUGCUCGCUAGCGCUGCGGUUAAUCGAUUCGACUGUUGAUCGAUCGACAAAACCGCACGGGAAGCUGCACGGCGGUGAAUCUGCGUUUUCUGCGUAGAAGAACAACCGAACAAAACAAAACAAAAACGGUUUAAUAACCUUCCCGACGGUCAACGGCAAUCGAUUAUGAAUUGCGGACCGGUGUGUGCGUGAGCAAGCAAGCACGGCAAGCUGUCAAGUGAUUAAAAAAAAAGACACAACACGAGAGCGCCUAUCGCAACGGAACGCACCCGGAGAACUUUAGUAGUAGUGCGCCUGUCCGCGUGGUGAAACAAAAACAGAGAGCGAGAGCGAGAGCGAACGCGAAUGCAACAUCACCAGCUCUGUGCAGUACACAAGUUUUAUUGUCCCGCGCGCUUUAAUCGAUCACUGCACGCUCAGGAGGUGCAGGUGUGCAACUGUACCGCGAACCCGCCGAUAAUAUAUCAACAAAGAGAAUAAAUGCGUGUGUGCGUGAGAGAGAAAGAUAGAAAAUAGUGCCAAAAAUUGUACCAUUCCCGAACGUACAACUGCUCCUCUCAGUGCAAAGCCAUUUCUCCCUGGUUGGUGUUUGUAUCUCGCAGCCAUCUUUGAUCGAAAAAAGUGCACCAUUGUUUUGAUUCUCAGUUUGCUGUGUCAGCUGGUAAGUCAGCUGAUGGGAAAAGGAAGUGAAAACACCGGAACAAAGUGAUAUUUGUACAGUGUGCGUAGUUUGCUAUUUGCUAACAGCUAUUAUCGGAUGCGUGUUGUCGUCCGCGUUCUGCAACAAAGGAUAUAAAAUCACGCAGCGGAAAAAAACGAAACGCCGGAACGUCCUUGGAAGGUUUGUUGUUGUUGUUGCAAGUGACAGCAGUGCGGGUGCUAAACAAACAGAAAAAAGCAACAGCCUUGCCGAGCCUUCAACUUGCCGCCCGCCGGAACUGGUAGUAGCAGGAAGUAAUAUCUGUCCAACAGGCGCUGCUUCUAGUGCUUUCCUGAACUUGAAUCGAUCGAAGUUGCCCGGGACCGGGCUUGUUUGUCUAAGCUUACUGAGAUAAGACCUGGCUUCAGGUGUUUUGUGUUAGCGAAGUUUCACCGUGAACUGGAGGAAAAGUGUUCCAGCGACGUCCUUGCAGCAUGGCGCCGAUAGCGACUACAAACGAACCGAAAAUGGCUCAGGGUGGUGAGGAAACGCUCACGCGCCACGCGGAUGCAAAUCAGCGUUACUACACGGCCACCACCAACCGCAAAGCUGGCAUCAAUGAAGGAACACGCGAUGGAGCAACGAUGGCGGCAGUUCCGGCGACACUAGCACCCGGCAACUCGGUCAAACCUUGCCCACUGCGAGCACCACUCGUCGUCACCGUCGUGGGACUACCGUGCAGGGGGAAAUCGCUAGCCGCCCACAAAGUUGCCCGACAUCUGAGCUGGCGAGGCGAAAGCGCCAAAGUUUUUACCGUGGAUGAAAAUGCAACCAACGAAACGCUCAAUGAGAUUAGUCUGUUCUUCAAGGAAGGAAAUAAUGUUGCGAUCAUCGACGGUAUGCACUUGGCACGGGCCGCUCGCCAAACCGUGGCCACCUUUUGCGCCGAGGCCGUCUUUCAUCAUCUGCUGAUCGAGUUUACGUGCAACGACAAAUGCCUGCAGGAGAAUGUGGCUGACACGGUACAAUUUUACCACAACCUCGAUCAGAACAUCGACUGGGAGCGACGCUUCCGGGAGGGUAACGACCACCAUACGCCUCACUUUGAACCGUGUUCACCACUCGAGGGUCCACUGAUUACGGUCAACAACUCGGAGGACCCGAUGUAUCACUCGGUGACGGCGCGAGGCGUUCGGGGUGCUAUUCAGACGGACAUUCUGGGAGUAUUGGCUAGCCCAGUUAUCCGUCAGCAAACGUUUUACUUCAGUCGGCAUGGAGAAUCGGAGUAUAACGUGUUGGGACGCAUCGGUGGGGAUGCGGAUUUGUCCCCACGGGGCAUGAAGUAUGCCGAACGGUUGGCCCGACAGCUGGGAGGCCCCGGAUCGGCACCGGACAGUCCUCGACCGAAGGUGAUCUGGACAUCGGAGUUGCGACGUACGAUCCACACCGUCCAGAACAUCCCGGGCCCGAGGGCAGCCAUUAAAGAUCUUAACGAGAUUAAUGCCGGUAUCUGCGAGGGAUUGACGUACGAGGAAAUUCAGGAAAGAUUUCCGCAAGAAUUCGCCUGGCGCGAUCAGGACAAGUUCAAGUACCGGUAUCCACACGGCGAGUCCUAUCUGGAUCUGUUGCAGCGCGUAGACAGCGUGGUGCAGGCUCUGUUGACCAAUACCGAUGUGCUGGUCGUUUCACACCAGGCCGUGCUUCGCUGUAUAAUGGCGUACUUCAAGGGUGUUAAACCAGAUGAUGUGCCGUACAUCAAUGUGCCGUUGCACACGCUGCUAAUCGUACGAUCGUAUGGAUACGAUUUUGUUGUAGAAACGGUUCCACUAAAGGUGGAAUGUGUAGAUACUUAUCGCAUCCAGCCGAAGAACUGCUCCACUAGCCGUACAACGGCCGAUGCCCUAACGACUGUGCCGGCACAUUUCGAUGCACCACUGUCUCAACAAAUGUCCACAAUCAGCUAAAAGCCAGAAAGGCACUCUCGCACAGCAGAUUCGUUCGCGGAAGCAUUGAAACUGAGUGAUAAGCGCUCGCGUAGUGAUUGCAACGAUAGUUUACAAUUAAUCGAUUGUCAAGUGGCGAUAGAGCCUAACAUAGGUAGCAAGUCAGUGCAAUCACACAAAACACGAAUCGCUUUUAAACAGAGUUCAACCAUACCGGCAACGCCCGCAUCGCACGGAUCUUUCAACAGUUCUUCCACAAUUGUUCGUACAAAACAUUGUUAGUGAGCGAAACCACAAACGAUACCCGCACACACGUGCAAUUGACCGUUUAGAGGUGAUUUAACGUAACAUGCUGCAACACACAACAUGCCUUAGGGAUGCAUUUUUUAUUGGCAAAACCAAAAAACCAUUAGGCUGCUUACGGUAUUGGGUUUUUGGAAAAUUCGAUUUCGAAGGCGGAAAACCCCGAGUGUGGUGGUUGGAAAUGUACGGCAGGGGGUCAUAAAAUUCGAUCGUGGUUGUAAAGGCAAAUUAUUCACAUGACUCCAGAAGCAAACGGACAGGCGAAAAGGUUGAUAAUCAGCUGCAGGGUGUCGAUGAUGGUACAGCAGAAUGAUAAUACAAAUGCAUUUCUAUUGUUUCUAUAGUAGGGUUUAAGAAAAGUGAGUGAGUUCUAGGCGUUGCGUACGAAAAGAAAGUCACAAAAAACCACACACACAGCAAGAAAUCAACUGGAAAGGCAACAUCGCAUGAAAUAUCAAUUGGCAGGAUCAAUUUGCAAAGCAAAGUGAGGAAAGAUCUGGGCAUGAGAUACAAAGGGACACAAAAAGGGGUGCAAAUCCGAAACGCAAAAAAGGGAACCCACAAAUGUUGAUCAAAUCACACACACAAAAAUGGCAUAAACUAUGUUACUGAUACUAUAGGAUGGGUAGAAAAAAAAAAGUUUAUUUUAAAAAAAAGGAAGUAAGAAGAGCUAUUGUUUUAAAUAUACAUAUAAAACGAAAGGAAAAAUAAAGUAAACAAAGUGGAGUGAAAAACGGA